AGGCGGUGGCGAUGGGGGCCGCCCGGAUCGCACCCAGCCUGGCGCUCCUUCUCUGCUGCCCAGUGCUCAGCUCCGCAUAUGCGCUGGUUCCAGAUGCCUGAAGUUUCCCCACUUCUGAAGACUUGGCUUGGGGUCCUGGGUCUGGAAACCUGUGGUUGGAGUUCCCCUACACCAUGCUUCUGUGAGCAUAUGGCUCUGGUCGUGGAUGCGGACGAUGUCUUUACUAAAGAGGAACAGAUUUUCCUGCUGCACCGUGCCCAGGCGCAAUGUGACAAGCUGCUCAAGGAAGUUCUGCACACAGCAGCCAACAUAAUGGAGUCAGACAAGGGGUGGACGCCAGCAUCUACGUCAGGGAAGUCCAGGAAAGAGAAGGCAUCGGGAAAGUUCUACGCUGAGUCUAAAGAGAACAAGGAUGUGCCCACCGGCAGCAGGCGCCGAGGACGUCCCUGCCUGCCAGAGUGGGACAACAUCGUUUGCUGGCCAUUAGGGGCACCAGGUGAAGUGGUGGCAGUACCUUGUCCCGAUUACAUUUAUGACUUCAAUCACAAAGGCCAUGCCUACAGACGCUGUGACCGCAAUGGCAGCUGGGAGGUGGUUCCAGGGCACAACCGGACGUGGGCCAACUAUAGCGAGUGCCUCAAGUUCAUGACCAAUGAGACUCGGGAACGGGAGGUAUUUGACCGCCUGGGCAUGAUCUACACCGUGGGAUACUCCAUGUCUCUUGCCUCCCUCACCGUGGCUGUGCUCAUCCUAGCCUAUUUUAGGCGGCUGCACUGCACGCGCAACUACAUCCACAUGCACAUGUUCCUGUCGUUUAUGCUGCGCGCCGCGAGUAUCUUCGUGAAGGACGCUGUGCUCUACUCUGGCUUCACGCUGGAUGAGGCCGAGCGCCUCACGGAGGAAGAGUUACAUAUCAUCGCGCAGGUGCCGCCUCCGCCCGCCGCUGCCGCGGUUGGCUACGCUGGCUGCCGUGUGGCCGUGACCUUCUUCCUCUACUUCCUGGCUACCAACUACUACUGGAUUCUGGUGGAGGGGCUGUACUUACACAGCCUCAUCUUCAUGGCCUUUUUCUCAGAGAAGAAGUACCUGUGGGGCUUCACCAUCUUUGGCUGGGGUCUGCCGGCUGUCUUCGUGGCUGUGUGGGUCGGUGUCAGAGCAACCUUGGCCAACACUGGGUGCUGGGACCUGAGCUCCGGGCACAAGAAGUGGAUCAUUCAGGUGCCCAUCCUGGCAUCUGUUGUGCUCAACUUCAUCCUCUUCAUCAACAUCAUCCGGGUGCUUGCCACUAAGCUUCGGGAGACCAAUGCGGGCCGGUGUGACACCAGGCAGCAGUACCGGAAGCUGCUCAGGUCCACGUUGGUGCUUGUGCCGCUCUUCGGUGUCCACUACACCGUCUUCAUGGCCUUGCCGUACACCGAGGUCUCAGGGACAUUGUGGCAGAUCCAGAUGCACUAUGAGAUGCUCUUCAACUCCUUCCAGGGAUUUUUUGUUGCCAUCAUAUACUGUUUCUGCAAUGGUGAGGUGCAGGCAGAAAUUAGGAAGUCUUGGAGCCGCUGGACACUGGCAUUGGACUUUAAGCGUAAAGCACGAAGUGGGAGUAGCAGCUACAGUUAUGGUCCAAUGGUGUCGCACACAAGUGUGACCAAUGUGGGCUCCCGUGCAGGACUCAGCCUUCCCCUCAGCCCCCGCCUGCUUCCUGCCACCACCAAUGGCCACUCCCAGCUGCCUGGCCAUGCCAAGCCCGGCGUUCCAGCCAUUGAGAACGAAACCAUACCAGUUACUAUGGCGGUUCCCAAGGACGACGGCUUCCUUAAUGGCUCCUGCUCGGGCCUGGAUGAGGAGGCCUCUGGGUCUGCACGGCCACCUCCAUUGUUGCAGGAAGAGUGGGAAACGGUCAUGUGACUGGGCACCAAGGGGCUGGACUGCUGGUGUGGGCAGAUGGACAGAUGGACCAAGAAGCCAGUGUUUGACUGGCUGUCUAUUCAGGACUGGACCAGAAAGAUAAACAAAAGGAAAAAAGAAAAAAAAAAAAAGGGAGCUAUGUGUGGCUUCCUGUGUUGUGCUCAAGGAUGCCUGGGUCUCGGAACCAUGAGAGGGUGUGGGGAGUGCUUUGCACAUGGUUGGGAGAAGGACCCCAGUCUCAUUAUGGAGGAAGGGUCUGGGAUUCGGGGAUUCAGCACUGUCCAACAGAAGGGGACUCUGCUCUCAAGGCCCAGAAGAGGGCUUUGGAACUAGCUCAGUUAGUAGUGCACUUGGCCCAGGACACACAAAGCUCUAGGUUCUAUUCCCAGCACCUCAUGAACAAGACUAGCAUCUGUAAUCCCAGUUCUCUAGAGACGGAGCCGGGAGGAUCAGAAGUUCAAGGACGGCUUUGGCUACGUAGAUAAGUUGAGAGGUAGCCUGGGAUCCAUGAGACCAUGUCUUAUAAAGCAAAACAAAGCAGACAUUGCUUAGAGAGGGUGUGCAGGAAUCCCAGCAGCCAGGUGGACCUGUGAGGGAGCUGCCAGCCUUCCCUGCUGUCCUGAGUACACUUGGGAGUCAAGCUUCCGCGGAACAACUCGGACCUGCUAGCCCCAAGUCACUGCAGCCAAGGUGACAGCAGGCACCUCAGGUCCUUGAUUCACUCUCAAGCCUGAGGCCCUGCCACCAGGUGACCCUUUCCUGUCUGACGGCCACACAGGUGGCCUCCGUAUGUAACCGCGGCUCCAAAAUGGGCAGAGGAUCCCUCUAGCCGAGGGUACAGGGACAGUGGGAGGUGGUUGCCUCUGCCCUGGCUCUGGAAGCUAGGAGUUUAGGCCCUAAGGGUUAGCUGGGGUGCAGGCCUGCAAGGCUAGACCUGUACAUUCACCUAAUAGCCAGAACGUUUGCUCAGGAUCCCCACCUGACUCCCCAUCCUCUGGGCCGUGCUGGUCCUGUCUUGAACCAUUUAUGGGCCCUCAAAAGGCUUGACACUCAGGCCACAUGCCUCUACGUGGGCUUCUUGGCUCACUGCACCACCCGGCUUUUGUAACAUCUGGUGGGUCUGUCCCUCCCUUUCUCAGAUCAAACCACCUUGCUUUUCCUCCAGUCCUCCUCCACCCCAGGCCUAAGCCGUCUAACUCAGGCAUCGGGUAUUAUGGGCAUAUACUGAGCACUCCUAGGCCAACCCCCGUCAUCCCUAGGCCCCCUUGAUGGCCAGUGGGACAGAUGACCAUCCAAAGGCUUCCCAAAGCUUCCGAGCCAGGCUGAGUUGGAGCCUGAGAACAUUUAGAGUCCCUGCUUCCAUGUGGAGGUCAGAGGAGAUAGGAGAGCAGGUCAAAAGACAGUGCCAGGUCAGAAGACAGUGACAGGACCAUAGUGUUGUCAGGAAAGACCCUGGGUGAGGCAGUGGCUGGGAAAGGAGUCCGCAGUGGGACAAAACCCCAUUCCUCUUCCUGGAGUAUGUGCUACCUCUGUACAGGGUUUAUACAGGAUCUCACAGACUGACCUGUGAGCUCAGCGUUACAGGACUUUUAGACUGCUCAACCCUUACAGCUACUUACUCUUUGCACUGACAACCCCAGACUGUUCUUUCAGAACGCCAUGACCUGAAAAUAUUCAAAUAUCACCCCCAGGUUAACUUCCGUCCCUCCCAGUUACCAUCUUCCCUCUGGAUCCCCCAAAUAGACAUGUCCUUUUCUUUUAAAGGUGUCAAAUGCCCUAAGAGUCCACCUUGUACCAUGCACCCAUGUCAGACCAGGCCUCCUGUAUUCAGUCGGACACAUCUUCAGCCAAGACCAGCCUCCUCCUUGGGGCGUUUGCACCCAGGACAGGAACAGCCAUGCUCCGCUCUUUAGGCUGGGUGUCACUGUCCCUUGUCUGAGACAGAUCCAGCCCAGUGCAUCGGCCCAAGGCCCUCAUCCAGGAGCAGUUCCCUGACUGAACUGGUAGCCUCUGGACCU
Mus pahari (shrew mouse) is the source of this 3920-nucleotide messenger RNA. RefSeq names its product parathyroid hormone 1 receptor (gene Pth1r). Gene Ontology annotation, molecular function: parathyroid hormone receptor activity; peptide hormone binding; G protein-coupled peptide receptor activity. Lineage: Eukaryota; Metazoa; Chordata; Mammalia; Rodentia; Muridae. Gene Ontology annotation, biological process: cell surface receptor signaling pathway; intracellular calcium ion homeostasis; adenylate cyclase-activating G protein-coupled receptor signaling pathway. The coding region runs from base 79 to 1902 and encodes 607 amino acids. The transcript is spliced from 15 exons. Gene Ontology annotation, cellular component: plasma membrane. The record is from RefSeq and is a predicted model, not a curated record.